Panicum virgatum (switchgrass) is the source of this 2279-nucleotide messenger RNA. RefSeq lists its product as uncharacterized. Bases 862 to 1938 code for a protein of 358 amino acids. NCBI's taxonomy places the organism in Eukaryota, Viridiplantae, Streptophyta, Magnoliopsida, Poales, Poaceae. The transcript is spliced from 2 exons. The record is from RefSeq and is a predicted model, not a curated record.
GUACAACUAUUUUGAUCCAGAUGCUGCGGAUAGCUUAUUAUUAGCUUCCUUUGAGCAACUUCCUGAAGCAAGAUUGCAACUGGUAGAGCUAUAAUAUGUUGACACUCUAUGCACCUCUAUGGUCGUGCCCUAUACACCCCUCUAAAGAGUGUGCCGUACUAAUGUCUUCUGCCUCUCAACUCUCAAGAUGAAACCUUACUCCGAAGAUUCCAUUGUUUUUGUCAUGAGAUAUGUCUGGAUUGCUCACUCUGAUCUCAAUGUUCGUUCCAUCGCCUUUUGGUGUUGAGGAAUUUGAAUUCAGAUCAUGACAGACAACCUGGGGCACUCGUAUGCUGAACUAGUUUGUUGCCUGCUUUUGAUUUUCUGAACUUGAGUUAUUGGAUCGUUUUCGUUUUUCUCUCUUUUCUUGGUCUCCUUUUAUCUUGGACGUGAUGUUUUUUUUCUGGCGUUGACGAUCAUGGUCCAUGGAACACAGCUACGCAGAUGCUGGCCAUGUAGAUUCUGUUGCAGUAACGUAGAGAAGAUGGCACUCAACACUGGGACCUAGAAGGCGAGAACAAAAGAACAGGCACCCAGAUUUCAUCAUCAGCUGUUCUGUUCAUCUCCUGACCAUCGAUCUCUCUCGCCAUCUCCGGCGUUGCCCGGCUUGACAAGCAUGGAAUCGUUUCAUGUGGAGCGGCGAGCGAGGAGCAGUUGACUUGCCGAGACUUGAUCCGCGAAAAGCCAUGCUUGGUUCCAACGACACUCGUUUUGGUCAGAGCCACAGAGACCGCGCACGCACCCGUCGUCCUCCCGGCUACAAGAAGGCCUGUCUGCCAUCGCCUCCUUCCUCCGUAUCACCCAGCAACCAGAUUGAUCGAGAUGGCGUCCGUUCGGCUGUUCCCGGCGGCCGCGGCGCUGCUCGCCUUCCUCGUCGUGGCGGUGGGCGCCCAGCCGAUGGACCCUGGCCAGCCGGACGACCCCCUCCUGUCGGACCCGAACGUGAUCCCCCUCUACAUGAGCCCCGGCUCGCCGCCCACCUACGUGAGCUGCUACAACAACACCCAUGGCCAGCAAGGGUCGGAGCCCAUGUGCGGCGUCCUCGUGCGCCAGUGCCCCCGCGGCUGCCGCGACACCUGCUACGUUCACUGCCCCUCCUGCAAGCUCGUCUGCCUGUGCGAGCUGCCCGGCACGGAGUGCUACGACCCGCGCUUCGUCGGCGGCGACGGCAACAAGUUCCUGUUCCACGGCCGCCGGGACGCCGACUUCUGCCUGCUCUCCGACGCCAAACUGCACAUCAACGCGCACUUCAUCGGCAAGCGCGGCGCCCACCAGGGCGCGCGGGACUUCACGUGGGUGCAGGCGCUGGGCAUCCGCUUCGGCGGCCACCGCCUGUACCUCGGCGUCCGGCGGACGGCAGCCUGGGACGCCGCCGUGGACCGCCUCGCAGUCACCUUCGACGGCGCGCCCGUGCCGCUGGGCGCCAGCUGGAGCCCCGCCGCGGCGCCGGCGCUGUCCAUCUUCCGCACGGGCGCCGCCAACGGCGUGGUGGUGCGCCUGGACGGGCGGUUCCGGAUCGUGGCCGACGCGGUGCCCGUCACCGAGGAGGACUCGAGGGUGCACGGCUACGGCCUGGCCCCCGAGGACGGCAGCCUCGCGCACCUCAACGUGGCGUUCAAGUUUUACGCCAUCGGCGCCGACGUGCACGGCGUGCUGGGCCAGACCUACCGCCCGGGCUACGUGAGCGCCGCCGGGGUGGACGUCGGCGCCAGGGUCCCCGUCAUGGGCGGCGCCCGCAGGUACCAGGUGUCCGACAUCUUCGCCACGGACUGCGAGGUGGGGCGCUUCGCCGGCGACGACGGCGGGCUCGCCGGCGGGCCCAUGGACAUCAUCGAGGAGCCGGCCGCCGCGCUCUGCGGCAGCGGGAAGGGCGGCGCCGGCCUGGUCUGCAAGAAGUGAUCCUGGCAGCGAGCUACUAGUUCCCAGUGACAAGAGGGCGCCUGCUUGCAUAGUGUUUUUUUUUUCUUGCGUGCGUGCUGACAUGGCUGCUGCAGGCUGCAGCUACCAAGAGGUAGUAGUUGUACGUGCGGCGACCGAAUAAAAGAGAGGGCGUGGUGUGACGUGUCUUGUGUUGGUCAGUCGUGACCGUGGGCAACGCUGGAGAAGUGGCAUGUUGCUCAGGUGUCGGAAGUGUUGUAGUGUUGCCAGGAUAGGAUCCGCAUGGUGAAAUUUCCUGCAGGUCGUGAAUCCUGGCUACUUUUGUUCUUUAAUUCAAAUAAACUCAUCCAAACAAUUUUUUU